AUGGCCGGUAAACAAUACUCAUGGUCAGAGCUUGCCAAGCACUGUACCGAAGACGAUUGCUGGGUUGCAAUCGAAGGAAAGGUUUAUGAUAUUACAAAGUGGUUACCACAACACCCAGGUGGAAAGCAAAUUUUGAUGUUGUCAGCUGGUAGAGAUGUUACCAAUCUUUUCGAAAGCUAUCAUCCAAUGUCUGACAAACCACAAUCACUCAUUGGAAAGUACCAGAUCGGUGUUCUCUCAUCACUCGAACAUCCAAAAUACGUAGAGAAGAGCAAGUUCUAUUCGACAUUGCGUGAUCGUGUUAGAAACCAUUUCGUCAGCACCUCGCAAGACCCACAGAUGUCCGUCUCGAUGUUGACUCGUGUCGCAUUCGUCAUCCUCUUACAAGUCACACUAUAUUAUCUCUCACAUUUCAUGACCACCAACUUUUUGCUCAACUGUAUUCUCGCCGUUUGUUACGGUAUCGCCGAGUCUUGGUUAGCCAUGCAUUUGAUGCAUGACGCUUGCCACGCCGCUCUCACUCACUCGCCAGCCGCCUGGAUGUGGUUGGGUGCCGUCUUUGAUUUCCUCACCGGUGGAUCGUUCUACGCUUGGAACCAUCAACAUGUCAUCGGUCACCAUCUCUACACCAACGUUCGUGGUGCCGAUCCAGAUGUCGGUGAAGGUGAAAUCGAUUUCCGUAUUGUCACUCCAUACCAAACUCGUGAGUGGUACCACAAAUACCAACACAUCUACGCACCAAUCCUCUACGGAUUGUACGCUUUCAAGACCCGUAUCCAAGAUUCCGAGUCGUUCAUCAAGCGUACCAACGGUGCCAUCCGUGUCGGUACUCCAUCGAACUGGGACCUCUACACCUACCUCCUCGGAAAGGCUUCAUUCAUUUUCUUCCGUGUCAUCCUCCCACUCCAAUACCACAGUGUUUCCAGCUUGGCCUGUUACAUUAUUAUCGCUGAGCUCGUUUUCGGAUACUAUUUGACCAUCAACUUCCAGGUCAGCCACAUCGCCACCGACUUGAAGUUCUACGCCACCCCAUCUAAGCCAGAGGAUCCAACUCAAUUGGACGAGGACUGGGCCAUCGCUCAAGUCAAGACCACUCAAGACUACGGUCACAACUCGGUUGCCUGUACAUUCCUUUCCGGUGGUUUGAAUCACCAAGUCGUUCACCAUCUUUUCCCAUCGAUCGCCCAAGAUUUCUAUCCACAGAUCGUACCAAUCUUGAAGGACGUCUGCAAGGAGUACGGUGUCAAAUACCACUUCAAAGAAACCUUUACUGAGGCCAUCAAGUCGCACAUCGAUUAUCUUUACAAGAUGGGUAAUGACCCAGAUUACGUCAAAUUGCCAACCAGCAACAAGAAAUCAAAGUAA
Molecule: messenger RNA, 1365 nt
Organism: Heterostelium album PN500
Lineage: Eukaryota; Evosea; Eumycetozoa; Acytosteliales; Acytosteliaceae
Gene: fadA
Product: delta 5 fatty acid desaturase
Exons: 2
Coding region: 1-1365 (454 amino acids)
Biological process (GO): lipid metabolic process
Cellular component (GO): membrane
Molecular function (GO): oxidoreductase activity, acting on paired donors, with oxidation of a pair of donors resulting in the reduction of molecular oxygen to two molecules of water
Source: RefSeq, a predicted model, not a curated record